UGUCAGGCUCAGAGCUCAGUGAGCUCAUCCCGCCAGCAGAGCGCGUCCCUGCGCCUCGGACAGAAAAUGGGGAUGCCUCCUACCGGAGCACAAACCCACUCCCCGUUUUCUGAGAAACUGUGAAAAGGAAAAGCCCUGUUGUUUUCUUUAACACUGUCAGAAAGCCCAUGCACUGCGAGCUUUCUCCACCGCCUGCACUGCACACAGGACUCUUCCAGGAUGCGGUCGAACAACGCGCACAUCGGACACAAAGUGGCAGGCUGUUGGAUUUUCCUCUCCCUCUUUCAUAUCAACUUUUCUGCUGGCAGCUCAGGAAAAAUCUCACAGAGCCAAGAUGAUAUACAUGUCAUCCACAACAAUCAGCUCGACCUACGGGACAUAGUUUUCGUCCUCCAGAGUCAAAGCAACUCCUUCCACGUGAGGCAGGCAGAAAGACGGAGAGCAGAUUUAUUGAAGCAGGCGGACGAUCUGGCAGAGAAACCACCGGUGGUUUUGCUUCUUCACAGUUUAUCAGAUAAUGAGGGAGAUUGGAGUAUCCUUCCUCUGCUGCCUUACUUAUCGCACACCUUCAGGCAAAACUCCUCCUGGAUUGUAUUUCUCGAGGAGGAAACAAAUGUCAAAAUGGCUAAGCUUGUUCAAGUCCUUGCCAAAUUUGACAAGAAUAAAGAAUGGUUUCUUGGUAAGCCCCUCCACGAUGACGAGUCGACCAUCAUCCAUCACUACGCUUUUGCAGAGAACCCCUCCAUCUUCAAAUACCCAGACUUUGCUGCUGCUUGGGCACUAAGCAUCCCCCUUGUUGUUCGGCUCGCAAACAAAGUGAGAGAUGAGCCACUUAAAUCUGACUUCACCAUUGACCUGAAAUAUGAAGUAGCCCUGUAUAUCUGGGAUAACGGGAAUGGUCCGCAUCUCACUCCUGUUCCUGAACUGUGCACUGAGCCAGAGGCUCAAACCACCAGCCACUGUGCUACCACUCUGAGCAGCAAGCCUCCACCAUGUGGGGAGCCUGUAAAUAAAGAAGAUGUAUUUGUUGCUGUGAAAACGUGUAGGAAGUUUCACAGUGAACGAGUUCCAGUGAUAAAGAAGACUUGGGAAAAGGAUGCCUUAUUUUUAGAGUACUACAGUGACCAUGCCGAUCCCUCAAUACCAACUAUAAAUAUAGGAGUACCAAAUACUGAAAGAGGCCACUGUGGGAAAACAUUCGCAAUCCUUCAAAGAUUUCUGAGCAGCUCUGUCCCAAACACCAAGUGGCUCAUCAUUGUGGACGAUGACACACUUAUCAGCCUCCCCAGACUACAAGACUUGCUGAGCUGUUAUAACCCCUCUGAACCAGUGUGUCUAGGAGAGAGAUAUGGCUACGGCCUGAGCCAAGGCGGCUACAGCUACAUCACGGGAGGUGGAGGCAUGGUGUUCAGCAGGGAGGCUGUGGUCCGACUUCUUGACAGCGGCUGCAAGUGCUACAGCAAUGACGCGCCAGAUGACAUGGUGCUGGGAAUGUGUCUCAAUGCUCUCGGACUUCCUGUCACACACAGUCCACUCUUCCACCAGGCACGCCCAGAGGACUACGCCAAAGACUUCUUAGCUCACCAGGUGCCCAUCUCGUUCCAUAAACACUGGAACAUCGACCCGGUUGCUGUUUUCAACAAAUGGCUUAGAGAUGACUUGGUGACAAAAACUUCAGAUGGACUUAACAAGGGCGCUAAGACGGAGUUAUAAUAAUUUCAAGCACACAACUAGCCUGUAUGAGUGUGUGAGUGAGUGUGUUUCUGUUUCUUUUGUGUGUGUGUUAUGGAGUCAUGGUACUGAAAUAUUGCCCUUCAGAUGUAAAUGUUUUUGUAUCAUUGAUGUCGAACUGUUAUUAAGAGGGACCAUGCGAGCGUGUGUCCGUGACAUAAUAUGUGAGUGUUUUAAUGACUGAUUUGCAUGUUGAGGUUAAUGUCAUUUUGGAAAUAUGGAUGUAACGUGUGUAUAUUUAUAUCAUAUGAAUAAUCUAAACCUUACAGAGGAGAAACUUCCUCUUUGGGAGAUACUGUAUCUUUCAAGAAGCAUCACUAAUGCUGUACAAUGUGCUCUAUUUUGACAUAAAAGUACAAUUAUUUGAGAAUUUUUUUUGCUUUUCUGUUUCAUUGGAGGCCUAUUAAUGAGAUUGAGUAAUGUGUAAAUGAUGACAUUGUUAAAGGUUAAUUGGGGCUAAAACUACAGUAUGAACAUUAUGGUGCAACUAAAGACAGCAUUAAAGCUCUCCAAAGCAUGCUGAAGGUUUGUAAUUACUCCCAGAAUAUACCCAGCACGCAGUCUUUAAGACGGUCCACCUGCUGCUCAUGCAGAUAAAUGUACAACCUUUACCUUAAAAGUCACAUAAACCCCCUCGUUACAUUUUUUGGACAAAGCUAUCUGUUUCCCGAGCCUCAUUUCAACCUCGCAAAAACACUUUCCUGUAGAAUGAUGAUAGCUAUGAGGUGGAAAUGAGGUUUUAUCAACAUUAGUACCACCUUUUCAUUUUCACUUUUAUUUUCUUACAAAAUGAACUGUCUCAGAUAAUUAAUUGGCAGACUUAAUGAUUUGCCGACCAUUAUUAAAAGUCUUU
Molecule: messenger RNA, 2584 nt
Organism: Larimichthys crocea (large yellow croaker)
Lineage: Eukaryota; Metazoa; Chordata; Actinopteri; Sciaenidae
Gene: b3glcta
Product: beta 3-glucosyltransferase a
Exons: 15
Coding region: 220-1713 (497 amino acids)
Cellular component (GO): membrane
Molecular function (GO): glycosyltransferase activity
Source: RefSeq, a predicted model, not a curated record